AUGAAGAAAGCAGUUAUACAGCUGAGACAGAAUUAUGAGAAGAUGAACCCUCAAGGGAAAAGAAAUAACUCUCACAAACAAAGCUUACUCAGAUCUACUCCUUUGAGAUCUGAAAAUUCGGUAAAGGAGAGAAUUGCCUCUGAAGAUUAUGCUAAUAACACUCUUCAGAGCUUUGCUAUAAGGCCAAUUAAUCGAAAAUCUGAGGAUAAGAAGGCUAUAAAGGAGCAAGAUAUGAACAACCAGUAUAAAAAGCUAGCUCAAAGCCCGUCACAUAUGAAAAGUAUGGAUACAGAGCAUGACUCUUUUCAUCAAAGGAAUAGCUACUUGACCCUUGGAAAGCAAUACCUCCUCUCAUUUAACAAAGAGUCAGAGGGGAUGCAUAUUAACGCAACGAAGUUGGGCUCCUCUAAGGAUUUUCAAAACAGUAUGUCAGCCAAGAAUAUUCCAGAGAAUUCAAGUUUUAAAUAAGUCAAAAUUCUUUCAAGAUCAACUGAAAAAUCUUGAAAAGGGAUCUGUCAUGAAGAUAAAAGAUAGGCUAAAGAUUCUCAGCUGUGCACCGGAUGAGAUCCAGAAAAAGUAUAAGAUGAUAGCUGCAAAGAGGCUUCCGAUUUAUCAGCCAGAUCCUCGUGAGAAGUAUGGAUAUACCAAAUAUUUUGACAAGACUAAGCAAUACAACACUACAAAGGAAUACACCAGAUAUCUGGAGCAAAGAAUCAGAGAGGACGAGCUAGAGAGACCUCUAAGGCUGAACACUGGGAAUAGCUCCCAGUGGAGCCAGAUAGAGUCUGUCAAGCAAAAAGAGUUGCGACUUCAACAUGGAGUUGUAUAUUCUGAUUACAAGAAUAAGAAGCCCACUCAGAAACACAAGCAUCCUUUUAAUAUCAAGGUAAAAUCACAGAUCUCAAAUGACUUUUUAAGAGAAGUUGAUAAGAACUUACAUCCUGAACAAAGAAAGAUCAGCGGAAAGUACUUUGCAAGCUCGCACUACUCCCCUUUGGAGUUGCGUCAACUUCAGAUGGAGUCGAGACUUCUCGGAGAGAAGAUAAGAGGGAACUCUUUACUAAAGAAAUUGAUGAGAGAUUCACAUUUCUUAUCAGAUAAGGUAAACCUUGACUCAGAGAGAUCACAGCUGGAUUAUCAUCUCAGCUUUGAUUAUACCAAAGAAAUUCCAAGAGAUUUGUAUUAUAAAGAAAAGGCUAAAAUUAAUAUCGAAGGUAAAAAGAAUAAGCAGUAUAUACGAAUUAAACAGAGGAAGCCAAGCAUUAUUGAUAAGAGAAGGACCGAAAGCAGUGCAGCUUACAGGGACAAAUUCAGCCAGAACAAGACAAAUGAGGAAAUUAAGGAAAGAUGCAAGACCCAACUUAAAGAUCCACAGCCUUUGCCUAUCAAGAACAAAGAUAUCAAAGAAGAAAUAAAAGACUCAAAACCAAUCAAGAAAUAUCUUAAAUAAAAUGAUCCAACUGAACUUAAUGAAAGGUAUAAAGAACCCAGAGGAUGAACUACAAAAGGAACGGGAUAAACAACAACAACUUCGUCUGAAAGCUCGACAAAAGUUUAAUUUAGUUUCCCAGAAUUUCAAAAGUAUUGCCAAGAAUCAGAAAUAUAAAUACAUAAUUGCAGAUUUUAGCAGCUCAAGGACAUCAUCUUAAACUUGG
This is a messenger RNA of Moneuplotes crassus, 1655 nucleotides long. NCBI's taxonomy places the organism in Eukaryota, Ciliophora, Spirotrichea, Euplotida, Euplotidae. The record is from the annotation of a GenBank genome assembly.